Messenger RNA from Monoraphidium neglectum, 318 nucleotides. RefSeq names its product ferredoxin. The transcript has 3 exons. Bases 1 to 318 code for a protein of 105 amino acids. Gene Ontology annotation, molecular function: 2 iron, 2 sulfur cluster binding. The record is from RefSeq and is a predicted model, not a curated record. NCBI's taxonomy places the organism in Eukaryota, Viridiplantae, Chlorophyta, Chlorophyceae, Sphaeropleales, Selenastraceae.
AUGGUGGUUUACUUUACGGCAGAGGAUGUGGUCACGGAGGCGAUGCCCGGUGACGUCAUCAUGGAGGUCGCCGGGCGCUGCGGCAUCACCAUCCCUGGCGGCUGCUACAGCGGCAACUGCGGCAUAUGCGAGGUGGAAGUUCGCAAGUUUGCGGACGGCCAGGACGGCGGCAGCAGCGGAAGCGGAAGCAGCAGCGGCGGCGGCGGCGGCGCGGUGGUGCGGUCGUGCAUCGCUCGGCUGCCCCCUGGCUACGCGCGCGUGGAAAUCGAUGCCCUACAGGACGACCAGAUAUGGGGGCUGGACGGGUUCGACACGUGA